AUGAGCUUAUUGCUGGCCUCAGUGCUUGCCACCUGGAGCGGCGUCUGCUCGGCAGCCCCACGGCCGAAUAUCCUCUGGCUGAGUUGUGAGGACAUCAGCCCCCACUUGGGCUGCUACGGCUACGAACACGCAACCACGCCCAACAUCGACCGGCUCGCCACCGAGGGGAUUCGUUACUCCAACGCCUUCGCCACCGCGGGAGUGUGUGCCCCAUGCCGCUCGGCCAUCAUCACCGGAAUGUAUCAAACCUCCCUCGGCACGCAUCACAUGCGCACGAUUGCCAAGCUGCCGGAUUUCGUACACCCAUUCCCAACGUAUCUCCGACAGGCUGGAUACUACUGCACGAAUAAUUCAAAAGAGGACUACCAGUUCCGCACCCCUAAGGGCACCUGGAACGAUUCGAGCAGUACCGCUCAUUGGAGAAACCGCCCCGACCCCGAGCAACCGUUCUUUGCCGUCUUCAACUACGGUGGCUGCCACGAGUCAGGCAUCAGCAACGAUGACAAGUACAAAAGCGUGACCGAGGGCUUGGAGAAGCACGAUCGCCGGAAGGUCGCAUCAACUCUACCGCCGUACUACCCCAAUACCGAAGUCACUCGCGAAGAUUGGGGACGCUACUACGAUGUGAUCACCGCCAUGGACCGCUGGGCGGGCGACAUGCUUCAGCAAUUGCAAGAAGACGGACUAGCCGACAACACGAUUGUCUUUUUCUGGUCCGACCAUGGAGUGGGUCUCCCCAGGGCCAAGCGGUGGCUGUACGACUCAGGAAUGCACGUCCCGCUGAUUGUUCGCGUGCCCGAUAAGUACCAGUCGCAGGCCACCUAUCCGCCAGACACGGUCACGCAGCAACUCGUAAGCCUGCUGGACCUAGGCCCGACGGUCUUGAAUCUGGCCGGCUGCGAAAUCCCAGACUACAUGCAGGGCCAACCGUUUCUCGGCACCGACCUCCCACAGCAACGCGAGUAUGUCUACGGCGCCCGCGACCGCAUGGACGAGCGUUACGACAUCAUUCGCGCGGUCCGCAACGAGCAGUUCAAGUACAUACGCAACUACGAAACGUGGAAGCCUUACUACCAGUACAUGAACACCUCAGAAAAGAGUCGCACGAUGCGCGAGAUUCGCCGCCUGCAUGCCAAAGGCGAGCUUCCUCCGGCGAGCGAACGGUUCAUGGCCGACCACAAACCAACCGAAGAAUUCUACGAUCUGGCCAACGAUCCACACGAACUCAACAACCUGGCCGACGAUCCUGAGUAUCUCGACGCCAUCAAGCCAUUUCGCAAGGCCCAUCUCGAUUGGGUUGGCAACACCCGCGACCUGGGCUUGAUUCCCGAGCCCGAGUUAGCCAAACGCGAGCAUCAACUUUCCAGUCGCUACGACAUUCUCAGUUGUGAAGAGGGCCAAGAACUCGCCAUCCGUCUGCGCGAUACCGCGUUGCUUGCCGCGGGUGAUUCUCCAGAGGCCUUGCCGGAACUGCUCGAGCGUCUGAACGACCCCGACGCGGCCGUCCGUUACUGGGCCGCCAUCGGUGUGGGGAACCUGGCCUCGCAGGCCAAGUCGCAUCAAUACAAAAUCGCCGAAGCCACCAAAGACGAUUCCGCCGUCGUACGUGUUGCGGCUGCCAGGGCACUCUGCCGGAUGGGCAAUGUGCAAGAAGGGCUCCCCACCCUUGUCGAUGCACUCCACAAAGACCCACAAUGGGUUCGCUUGAACGCCGCCAUCGUGCUCGACGAGAUUGACGACGAAGCACUUCCCGUGUUAGCCGACCUGCAGCAGAGCCUCGAACCGAGAACCGAACUCCUCUAUCGCGGAAAGUACGUAGUUCGGGUGGUCAAUCGCGCCCUCAACGAACUGCAAGGCACUAACAACACGAAGAUUCUGUCGACAAUCUCGGUGGGGAAUAUGGAUUACGAACUAGAGAAGUUUAUGGGCGGGCUCAUCCGCCGCAACCGUGGCGAACGCGAGUUCCAUCAGGCCGUUCGCGAAGUUGCCGAGACCCUCAUUCCCUACAUCAACGAACACCCAGAGAUCCGCAAAGCGUCGAUUCUCGAACGCCUCACCGAACCCGACCGCAUCAUCAUCUUCCGCGUGACCUGGGAGGACGAUAAAGGCAGGGUACGGGUCAACCGCGCCUGGCGAGUCCAGUUCAGCAACGCCAUUGGGCCUUACAAGGGCGGGCUGCGGUUUCACAAAUCGGUCAAUCAAAGCGUGCUGAAGUUUCUCGGCUUCGAGCAAACCUUUAAGAACAGCCUCACCGGCUUACCUAUGGGUGGCGGAAAAGGCGGGGCCAACUUUAAUCCCAAAGGUAAAAGCGACCGUGAAGUGAUGCGGUUCUGUCAGUCGCUGAUGAUCGAACUGCACCGUCACAUCGGCGAAGACACCGACGUACCUGCCGGCGACAUCGGUGUGGGCAGCCGCGAAAUUAGCUACCUGUUCGGCCAGUACAAACGGCUCGCCAACCGUUUCACCGGCAUUCUCACGGGUAAAGGUCUGGCAUUCGGCGGGAGCCUCGUCCGCACCGAGGCCACCGGCUAUGGCUGCGUCUACUUCUGCGAGAACAUGCUCAACCAUCAUGGCGAUUCAAUCGAAGGCAAAACCGUCUCCAUCUCCGGCUCGGGCAACGUCGCUCGCUACGCCGCCGAGAAGGCCAUCGACAUGAAGGCCAAAGUCGUCACGCUCUCCGAUUCCGGCGGAUUCAUUCACGACCCCAACGGAAUCACCCAUGAAAAGCUCGACUUCAUCCACGAACUGAAGGAAGAAAAACGGGGACGCAUUCGCGAGUAUGCCGAGAAGUUCGACGGGGUCGAGUUCCACGCCGACCAGCGGCCCUGGGGUGUACCUUGCGAUAUCGCCCUGCCGUGUGCGACGCAGAACGAACUCAAUGCAGAUGAAGCACAAACGCUGAUCGAAAACGGCGUCAAAGCCAUCUCCGAAGGCGCCAACAUGCCCACCGAGCACGCGGCCAUCCAGCGGUUCUUGCAUUCCAAGGUGCUCUUCGGCCCCGGCAAAGCUGCCAACGCCGGCGGGGUGGCCGUGUCUGGGUUGGAACAAAGUCAAAACGCGCUGCGAUUGCAAUGGAGCCACGACGAGAUCGAUUCUCGGCUAAAGACCAUCAUGCGAGACAUUCACGACAAGUGUGUCCGGCAUGGCGGGGGCGAAGACCACUACACCAACUACGUCCGCGGGGCCAACAUCGCCGGCUUCCUAAAAGUCGCCGACGCCAUGCUGGCCUAUGGCGUGGUCUGA
Messenger RNA from Cladocopium goreaui, 3243 nucleotides. Lineage: Eukaryota; Dinophyceae; Suessiales; Symbiodiniaceae. The record is from the annotation of a GenBank genome assembly.